CUUGGAACUGUGACAUGUACUUGCCCAUACGCUAUGCUACCUUGACACAGAUUUGUAGAGUCAUCACUUGUUGACUUUCUCAAUGACUUUUGCCUGACACCUGGGGCCCCGACCUGGGGCCCAAAGGCUAGAGCCAUGGCUUUCCAAACACGGUUUGCUAUUGGCUAUAACGGCUCGCCAGUAGCUUGGGUUGGCCCGGACGAAGUCGCCUGGACAUGCGGAAAUGCAGUGGUGCUGCAUUCAUUAAGCACUAGGGCGCAGCGCGUGCUGAAAGGCAACGGGUUCGGCAUAAGCUGCUUUGCUAUUAAUAAGCGGCACAACCUAAUCGCGAUAGCAGAAAAGGGCUUAAAGCCUGGCAUAUUCAUUUAUUCGAGUAAAAACCUACAAUUACUCGGCAGACUUGCACCUGAUGAACCAGAGGGUCCGCCAGGGCUUCCAGGCCCAACCGACAAGCAGCAGCAGCCCGCUGUCGUGGUCCUGGGCGUCACGGCCAUGGCCUUCUCCAGCGAUGGCGAGCGGCUCGCAGUCUGCGGGGACGAACCCGACUGCUCAAUCAUCGUCUACUCCUGGCGAAAGCAAGAAGCCUUAGGCCGCGCGCGGCUGCCCGCCUCGCAGCCCGCCUCCCAAGUCAGCUUCCACCCGCUAGACGGCACCAUCUUGGCCACCACAGGCGGCGGCGCCACCUCGGUGUGGUACCUGGAGCCGCUGUGGGACCGUGUGGUGUUUCGCAGCCAGCCCACCGCCCCCGGCUGCCUGCCGCCCGGCCACCAAGCCACCGUACACGCAUGGGCGCCCGCCGGGCUGUACGUGGGCACCAGCGGCGGCGCGCUGCUGCUGAUUGACUUGACCACCAUGGCUCCCGUGCUCAUGAGCGGCGGGCAGCCCGGGGAUAACAGCGGCAGCGGGGGCGCGGGCGUGGGAACGUCCUCACAGCUGGGAUCGAUGAUGCUGGGGAUGGGCAUGCAGCAGCAGCAGCAACAGCAGCAGGUGGUGCCGGCGGUGGUGACGGAUACGGUGGGGCCGGGAGCGGGCGUGGCGGCGCUGGCGCUGAACCGGGACCAUGUGGCGGUGGCGGGGACGGACGGCAGCGUGCAUGUGUUCAGUCAGGGGCCGGUGGCGGCGGGCGCGGGGCCGCCGGUGUUCAGCCAUGAGGUGUGGCUGGCACGCGGGGGCUCCAAGGGUGUGCCGGUGACGACGGCGGAGUGCGGCGGGGAUGAGUACGGCACGCUGCUGCUGGGCUGCCCCGACGGCACGGUGUACCGCGCCGCCAUUGCGCCGCACAUGGGUGCGACUGUGGGCGCGCGUGCGGGUUACACUAUGGCCACGUUGACGGUGGACAGUCCCGUGGGUCGUUUGGCGGGCGUGGUGCCGCACCCUGGCGGCGGCGCCUUCCUCACUGCAGGUGCGGACGGCAGUGUGCGGUUGUGGAACGCGGCGGAUGGGCAGCUACUGGCGAGGAGGGUGAUCAGUUCGGCUCAAUGCGCGCUGGCGGCGGCGGGUCCGGGCGCCGGCUUGGCGGCGGUGGGAUCUGAAACCGGCGUGGUCCGGCUGCUCGUGCUACCUCCCGCGCCAACGGUUGGCGACCGCUCCGCCCCCACCUCCACCUCUGGCGUGCCGACGGCUGCGGUUCCCACACAGCAGCUCCGCGUGAUGUACCGCCGGCGCCUGCACACCGCCGCAGUGGAUGCCCUCGCAUUCAGUCCGGACAAUGACCUGCUCAUUAGCGCCGGCCGCGACGGAACGGUGUGGCUGCUGGCCGUCGAUGCGCGCUCCGGAACCUGUCGCGCACUGGGUUUCGUGCCGCUGCCGCACGGCGAGCGCGCGCUGAGCGCCGUCUGGCCGCGUAACGCCAACGUUGACGUCAGCGAGGGCGAGAGCGCGUUGCUCAGCCUUGCUGGCGGCGGCCUCAUGUGCAUCACGGUGUCACCCGAGCUCACAAGCGGCAACUGGCGUAACCCACAUGCGGACAUGGCGCUUGUACGGCCGCCGGUGCCGGUCGCCGCUGGUGCCCGCGCGCUGGGAUCGGAGCGCGAGAGCGGCGACGGCGCGCCCUCAGGCGCUCCGGAACCCGUGGUUGUGAAGCUGCUGAGGCUGGAAGUGCCGCUGCUGGCGGUGACGUCAUCCCCAGCGGACCGCAGCGGGGAGCUGUACGGCCUGGGGGCGGACAAGCACCUGCACAAGCUGACGCCGCCGGUGGAGGCGGCGGCGUGGGCGGGGCUGCGUGCUCGGCCGCACCGCAGCGCAGUACACGUGGCGGCGCAUGCGCGGCCUGGGGGAGGUGUGGCGGUGGCGCCGGCGGGGCAUUUGCUGCUGACCGGCGGUGCCGACGGCAUGAUUGCGCUGCGGAACAUUCACUUGGCGGCGCUGGCGGAUAGCAGCGGGAGCGGCGGCGGCACUGGCGGCGGCGGCGGUCCGUUGCAUGAUGUAACCGCCGGCGGCGUGGCGUCAGUUACGUUUGACGCGGUGGGCAGGUACUUCGCCUCCGCCGGUGCUGACGGUGCGUUGUUUCUGUUUGAGGUCAGUGGCGGCGCGGCGGCGGCGACGCACCUAGUGACGCCGCCGUGGCCGGCGGUGCCGUACAGCGGCAACGUGUCAGCGGGUCGCGACGCCGACGGCGACGACAUUGACGACCCGGCGGAGCCGACUGAGGUUGAGCUGCGUCAGCGGCAAGCGGUGCUGGAUAGCGGUGGCUCGGGCGGCGAGUCGCGGCGCGCGGCGAUGGCGGGUCGGCUUGCGUCGCUGCGGGGUCGCAUUGCCGAGCUGCUGAAGGCGAAUGAGGCGGCUCCGGAGCUGGAGCGGCUUGACCGUUCCGACCUGAUUGUGGAUCUGGGCCUAGUGGAGCGACUCAAGCGAGACAUGGAGGGCCGAGUGGCUGCCGUACAGGCCGCCGUACGGCGGGACAACCUCCGUACAGAUUUGCUGACGGAGCGGGUGCGGCGCAUGGUGUGGGACAGCAUGGCCACCAAGGGGGCGGUCAUCUCGGCGCUGCGGGCGCCAACGCAGGUGCACAACUUCCCGCUCACGCAGCCGGGAUCGCAUGAGCGGGUGCUGCGACAGGUGGCCCUGCUGCGACGAGUGGAGAUGUCGGAACAUGCGGUGCUGGGGGUGGUGCCGUACAACUUCAUGUUCAGGGGUACCGGUCUGGAGGGCUUUGGCGACAACGAUGACGGUUACGAGGGCAACCCCGCGACGGGCGAUGGCUCCAUGGGGCAAACGGCGGCGGCUGCGGCAGCGGCAGCGGCGGUAGCUGCUGCUGCCGCGGCUGCCGCCGCCGCUGCCAACAAUUCCGGCGGCAGUGGCACCGACCCGGACACCCUCAUGUACAGCGACUUUGACCUGCAUUGCAGCACACGCAAGGCAAUGCAGAUGCACCUAAUAAAGCAAAAGAUCCGCGACCUGAAGGCCGCCUUCAACGUCGACUUCAACCGAGUUGCCGCGCAGAAGCGAGCCGACUGCGACCGCAUCGCCGACCUCAACGCGCGGCUGGACGACACGCUGAAGGACCUGCGCAAGCUGGGAGCGGCUCCUCCCCCCGGGCUGCUCGAGGAGCGCUACCAGCUGGGCGUGCAGGACACCCGUGACAACAUACAAGCCGCCGUACUGACGGUUCGCGACGAGGAGGUGGCCGCCGAGCGUUACGUCAGCCCGGAGGAGCGCGCGCGACAGGACGCGGCGCGGCGCGCGGAAGAGGAAGCGGCGCGACGCUCGGCACGCGAUAACGCGGGCGAGCGGGCGUUACGGCAGAUGAUGGGCGGCACGCUGGCGCCCAAGGGCGGGGGUGCGGAUGGUGAGGGGACGCCCUUCACGCUGCCUCCGCCUGCAUGGCUGGUGGCUCUCGGACUGGAUCCGGAAUCGGUGAAUCCAAAACUGGUUACGGAGGAGCAGGCGCGGGAGCUCAAGGAGUGGCAGGCUCGCGAGAAGGCGCUACAGGAAGAGCGCUCCCGCCGCGUGGGCGUCCUAGAACUGGAGCUGCGCACCGCCAAGGCGGCCGUGGAGGAGGUGGUUGGGCGCUUCGAUGAGGCCCUAGCGGCGCUUGCCGUACGGCGACACCGGGUGGCGUCGGAGGUGGCGGCCCUGGAGGCGCGGGUGCUGGCGCUGGCGGCCAGCCUCGCGCGCUGCACCCGGGUUUCGGAGGCGGUGGAACGCAGCCUGCUGGCGAGGCUGGGGGCGGCGAAGGAGGCGCAUGGGCGCGCUUCCACGGAGCUGACGGACCGUCGGACUGCCUUGGCGGAACUGGAGACGCGGCAGGCGCAGGCGGCGGCGGAGGAGCGGCAGCUGGAUCGUAACCUGAAGAAAGAGUUUGCGGAGGCGGAUGUGUGGUUCAACAGGUUGCAGCAGCUGUACCGCGCGCGGCGUCCGGAACAGGUGAUGGGUCCGGGGCCGUCGGUGGGCGGCGUCGGCGGCGGAGCAGGAGGAGGAGGUGGAGCUGGGCCGUCCACGGUGAGUGGCGGCGGAGGAGCGCUGUCGAGUUAUAACUCCGGCGGCGGUGGAGUGGAGAUGAGCGGCAGCAGCUUCCGAGUGUUGCCCGGGACACGGCCCAGUGGUCUCGGAGGCCAGCAGCAGAGCGGGGCGACGGACACGGGAGCCGGAGGGGGCGCGAGGGCCGCCAGCGGCGCCGGAGCAGUGGUUGGGGCCGGCGGCGGCGGCGCCGCUGCCACGGCCGCGGCAGCGAAUGCGCCGCCGCCAACGUACACCCACGCGCCGCCCAGCAUUCCUCCCAUGCUAACCUCCGGCACGCUGGACCCCUUCCCGGACGUGCCAGCGGGCCUGCUCAUCCACCACGAGGGCCGUCCCGCCUCCGCCUUGCCGGCCGCCGCUGCCGGCGGAGGCGGCGGCGCAGUGGCAGCUGCCGGCGCCGUCACCACCGGCGGCGCCGUCGCCCACCAUGCCGCCGCCGGUGGCCAUGCCGCCCAUGGCCACAUGCCGCAUGUGCUGCACGCUCACACCGCCCCCGGCAACGUGCACGGACAUGGCAUGCACGCCCUGGCCAACCGUGCCAGCCAAACAGGCGCGCAGACGACGCCCGGCGUCGGCGUCGGCGGGGGGCAGGGAGGCAGCGGCGGGGGCGCCUCCGCCGCCGCUGCUGCCGCCGCCGGCCCUAGUCAGGGCCUGGGUGCGGCCCUGGAUCCCAGUCUGAAGCCCGAGGGGCUAGAUCAGGGGCUCUGGGAACGCUUUGUAGCGUACCGCGCGGAGCGGUUGGCAGCGGAGGCUGCCGUACGAGCGGCGGCGGUUGACAUUUCCUUGGCGCGACGCGAUCUCCCGGAGCUGGAGGGCCGCGAGUCGGUGCUGGCGUCGGAGAUGGAUGGCCUCAUGUCCGCCAUUACGUCCCUCCGUACGGAACGCCGUACGUCUGCGUACGACAAUGAGAUCCAGCUGCGGCUGCUGGCUGGUCAGGUGGAGGCGGCUCCGCCUGUGCCGGCGUCUGCGGAUAUGUCGGAUGCCCGGCUGCUGGCUCUGUCGGUGGUGGAGGCGCUGAACUCUGUGGUGCUGGGCAAGGGAACAAAGAAGGUUGACAUCCUGACCGCCAUGAAGGACUUCAAGCGCGGCAUCUACGCGGCGCAGUGGGAGGCUGCGGCCGCCGACAUGCAGCUGGACGACCUGCGCGCCAAGAUCCGCGACCUGCAGCUGUUGCACGUCACUCGGGACAUGCAGACCGUGCUCAAGGACGGCGAGGACCGCUCCUCCGCGCUGGAGGCCGCCAGUCUGGAGGCGCUCAUGAAGCAGCGCGAGCGGCUGCACGCCAAGGCACUGGAGGACAAGCGGCGGCGGCUGCGGCGGCUGGCGGCGGACGUGGGCAGCCGCAGCGGUCAGAACCAGGAGGUGGCGGUGCACCUGGUGACGCUGGGCAAGGUGCUGGAGGAGCAGCAGCGGCUGCAGGCGGGCAUGCAGAGCAGCAGCGAGCAGGCGGCAAGGCGCAUGCGGAGCCUGGUGACGCACAAGAAGCUCAAGGAGAUCGCGGUGGCGCAGCAGACAGAACUGGCGGAGUUGCGGGGGCAGGCGGAGAAGCUGCGGCUGCGCACGUAUCCCACGUUUGUAGAGAUGGCGACGGUGGCGGGAAUGCCGUCGCUGCCGCGGCGGCUACCGCCGGAUAUAAAGCUGCCGAAUAGCGCGCCGGCUAGCGGGAGCGGAGGAUACGGUUCGAUUCCAAGCGGUCCUCCAUUGCGAUUGUGACAUGCCGGUCGGGAGCAAGGUUUGCUGUUGUAGCUUUUAUGGCAUGCCAUGUGCGAACGGGCUGGAGGUAGUUGAAGGACUAAUGGGUUUGGGGGUUGUGUCGGUCGCGUAUGGGGACCUACAGAGGCGAGCGAGAUUACCGGUACAAGCUAUCGCCUGCAGUUUGUUUCAUGCCAGGGCUGGCACGCACAGACAAGCGGUUGUACUGCCUGAUUAUUUUGAUGUUAUCAAGGAGGUUUCAGGAUAGGUGGAUAGCAACUCGCAUGUCCGGAGCUGUAACCGUUUUCAGGUUUUAGUGUGUACGGCAGUCGUACCCAUCGUCUAUCGGCCGGGCCCCGGCUACUUGGCCUGCUUUUACCCUUUAAGCGGAUUACAAGGACUUCAGCGCCAGCGCGGUAUCGGCCUACGUGGCUGUCCCUUGCCCGCCCAAGGCUCUGACUUGUAAGAUGGAAUUGGAGGAGCGCGUUUGAAUUUUUCUCAUAGUCUAGGCGCACCACCUGCACAUCUACCUUCUUGCAAGCCUGUUGUCAAGUACUACGCGGCACAGUGCUAUUGAAGCUAGGAUAUGGGCCCUCCCGCCGAAUUCCCUGACAUGACAUCGUUCCGUCAGGCUUCUUCAGGGCUGCAGUGGAUGGACGCCAUUGUACCAUAUUUUCAAGGACCGCUCACAAUCAUCUUGCUCAGUUUGGUUUUACUAGGCGCGCUUAUUUCACGUUUUCGACAAUUCAAAAGGAAGAUCAGCAGCACCGGCACCGCUGACAGCAUUGCCAUGAGCGACAGCCCAAGUCGAACGGUCGAAGCUAUGACCCCUGUCCAGGCCUACGCCUGCUUUCCUUUGAGCUUUGAUUACGAAGCCACUUCUGAGCGCCCCACGCCUCCGGACCAGGUCUUGCUGAGUGGCGCUGGUCCGACGCCGUCCACUCCCCCACCAGCCCACCCGCCCUCUUCCUGCAUUCCAGCACGCAGCACCUCCCCUCCUCCGGCGCCAUGUCGCAUGCCUGCGCGCAACCUGGCAGCCUCCCUGCUCGCAGCAGCUGAGGCGCCCGACGCAACCGACGGCUACCGCUGCAGCCGCAUUUCAGCGCUAGCUUGCCCCUCAGAAUCCCUGCCGCCCGCCAUGCAGUGCAACAACAAGGACCCCAGCUUUGGUUGGAUCCAGGACUGGCCUCAGGGGGAGCCUCAGGACGUGCUCGACCUGCGUUGCUCUGAGCUCGCUGCGUCUCCUGCGUUCAGCUUGGAUGAGGACUUUGACGAGCUUGUGGCAGGAGCUAAGCAGUACACGCGGUUCUCACCCUUGCACGCGCACACGGCCAUUAGUUCUCCCUCCGGGCCCGUGUUUUGGAGGGCAGAGGCGGCGCCCCUGCACUUUGGGCCUGAGGAGGAUACUGAGGGCGAGCUGGCGGGAGAGAAGAUCGGCGCCGUGGCGGUGGUGGGUGUUGCUGCGGAUGUCAAGGGCGCUAUGCAUGCGGGAGAUAACGCUGGCACCGUCAAGGAGAUGCCGUCCCCAAGCACGCCUCCAGCUCCUGGCAUGCCCGUCCGAGGCGACACUCCCGAGCAGCAGGUCCCGGCCUUGGGUGCGGACGCGCGCUUGCCGUCCGAGCAGCCCACGGCGCCGCGGCAUCCAGUGCAGCCCCGCAUGCGCCUGCGUGUCUCCCCGGCCGGCUGCCGCGUCUUCACGACUCCCCGGAAACGUGUGACCGCGGCUUCUGUGGCGCAUAGCACCAAGUCACCAGGUCCCGCCCUCGCCACGCCUCGACAGCAGCGGCCCAGCGUGUCAACCGGCGCAACUGCAACAGGUGUGCAGGUCAGCGGCAGCGCCGUCACGCCUGCUGUUACCGUCGAGGCUGUCAUGAACUCAACUCCCGGCUCUGGCAUCCAAUCUGGCCGCCAGCAGAAGGUUCUGACGACUGCCAACGCCGCCGGUUACAGCCCUAGCGCUGCUGCCAAGAUGGGUAUCAUCUCAACACCCAAGGAUGAAGCUGGGCAUGGCGCCACCAUUGGAGCUGUAACCACGGGGCACGCGGCGGCUGCGACUACGCAGAAGAAGACCUGGGACAGCCCCGUUAGUGCUGGGGUUGCCGGCGGCAGCGGCAACAUCGCCACGCCUCGGUACGCUGCCCCCACAGCUGCCUCCAUGGCCCGUCAGACGCGUCUCAGUCAGGCCUCCCGCUCCAUCCACACCUCCAGCGGCGACAGCGGGCUGCUGCUGUCCUCCUCGUCCUCCUCGCUGCUGCUGUCCGGCCUGCAGGGGAAGCUACGUCGCCACGGCAGCAUGCAGCUGAGCGGUGCCGAGGGGGCAGCAGCCUCGCCCGGUGCGGCGUCCCUGCGUGCGGGUGUGGGUGCGGCGGGGGAUGCGAUGGUGGCUCCGGGAGCCCUGUCUGGGGCGCGCAAGCGGGUUGUUGUGAAGCAGGUUUCGGAGACGCCCAAGUCCGGCUCGGUCUGGGGCUACAGCAGGGGAUAGUGGCGAGGGUAUGUGCGGGCGUGUGCAACUGUACAGCCACAUGGUGUGAUCAUUAGCUCUUGGUUUUAUUCUUGGGUGGUUGAGGGUGUCUUUUGGGGGGUUCUAGCUUUUAUCGGGAUUCAUGCAUGCCAUGUUGGGUCUUUACUUGCAGGGCUUUGGAUAUGACUUCACGAGCAGGGUGAUUACCGGUAGAAGGCGCACUUGGCAGGUGGUUUCGUUGCGGAGUCUGGUCUAGUCGAAUCAAUGCAGCCGUCCGGUUGGUUAAAGUUGUGUGUCGUACGCUUUGCAUGUGGCCCCGCGCCUCCUACCUGUGAGUUACGGGGUGUUGGAGAAGCAGAAGUGGAGGCAGAGAGUCCGGAAGCUGCAUGGUUGUAAUUGCAAAGGCGCAGGAGGGUCCGUCGUCGUAUGUGCAGCGGAGAUUGGCGAGUGGGGUCCUGUCCGGCCCCGGUUGCGGGUGGGCGACAUUCAUCAUGGCCUGCGGAGGGCUUUUGUGGCUUGGUUUGGCAGGUUUGCGUGUUUGGAGGCUUGGCAGAUUGUAGGGACGGAUCCCCUUGUUGUAAGGAGGGGUCGUCCCAAGGCUAGGGAGGUGUUGCUAGUCUACGUAGGCCAACCAGUUGGCAGUUGAUUGGGCUGGGUUCUCUAUUGUUCACAUGUUGGGUUGAAGUGCGCUCUUGCAGUCAUGUUAGUUGCCAGUUGGGGCCUAUAUUAGGUUGGGCGCGCAGUCACUGUUCGUAACACGCCUUAAGGAUGGCGUUUGUAGGAUUAUGGUGUAGGGAAACAGUACGUUAUAGGCCAGAGCGGGCGCCCUUAUUGGUGAUUACGUAAUGUGGUAUUGUAGCAAGGUAGCGUAGCAUGCUAGCAGCCUAGUACGGUAGGAUGUGCCGUGCAUCGCUGCUUCAGAUGUUCAGCAGGAAACCCCCAGGACUAGUACCGGUAUAUUUCACAACUGUACCAUUAACAGUGUGCUUGGUCCCUUGUUAUCAAUACACGUGAGACCAGGGGGUCCUGGACCUUACCAGUCAGCAUCCCUCAGUCAACUCCCCCCACGCUUUCUCUUUGCUGUAACAACCCAGCCCCU
Messenger RNA from Astrephomene gubernaculifera, 9710 nucleotides. Lineage: Eukaryota; Viridiplantae; Chlorophyta; Chlorophyceae; Chlamydomonadales; Astrephomenaceae. The record is from the annotation of a GenBank genome assembly.